This is a messenger RNA of Colletotrichum spaethianum, 1719 nucleotides long. Its product is annotated as calcium/calmodulin-dependent protein kinase kinase cmkC. Lineage: Eukaryota; Fungi; Ascomycota; Sordariomycetes; Glomerellales; Glomerellaceae. Gene Ontology annotation, molecular function: ATP binding; protein serine/threonine kinase activity. The transcript has 7 exons. The coding region runs from base 1 to 1719 and encodes 572 amino acids. The record is from RefSeq and is a predicted model, not a curated record. Gene Ontology annotation, cellular component: cytoplasm. Gene Ontology annotation, biological process: protein phosphorylation; intracellular signal transduction.
AUGACAGACUCCGGCAACCCUCAGAGCCCGCCGACGACGGCCAUGGCCUCGACGUCCAUCGCGGCCCCCGACAUGCCCUCGCCUGCCAUUGCAGUAGGGUUCCACGGCGAAGGUACCGCCGAGACUCGCCCGCCGCUCGCUUCCUACAUAUCCGAUUCGACAGCCCAGCCAACAAAGUUCCAGAGCCCCUUGCGACACCAUCGACGAACGCCCUCAGCCCAUCGUGAAGUCAAGGAAACGCUCAAUGCCGUGACGGAAUACGGUACUGAAAGUCACGAUGGCUCAAGCCACCACCGCAUUAACCAGUACAUCAUCAAAGAGGAGAUUGGUCGAGGAUCCUACGGCGCCGUCCACCUCGCAACCGACCAAUUCGGCACUGAAUACGCUGUCAAGGAAUUCUCAAAGGUUCGUCUCCGUAAGCGCGCCCAAUUCAACAUCCUUCGGCAAGGCGCUCGCCGGCCACAGCGCUUCGCCCACCGUGUAAGUCUCAACGCGCCUCUCUCGCCGCAUUUUGGGGACUUUGGGCAAGAGAGCAAGGCUGGAUGGAACGUCAACGACGCGCUCUUCUUCAUCAGGGAGGAGAUCGCUAUCAUGAAGAAGCUGAACCACCCGAACUUGGUCCAGCUGAUCGAAGUGCUCGACGACCCGGAGGAGGACUCGUUGUACAUGGUUCUUGAAAUGUGCAAGAAGGGGGUUGUCAUGAAGGUCGGACUCAACGAGAAAGCCAAGCCAUACGAUGAAGAUUCGUGCCGUUACUGGUUCCGGGACUUGAUCUUGGGCAUCGAGUACUCUGAUAUCUGGUCCAUGGGCGUGUCGUUGUACUGCUUGCGCUACGGAAAGAUCCCUUUUGAACACGAGGGCGUGCUUGAGAUGUACGAAGCCAUCAAGACGGAAUCCCCCGAACUACCAGAAGAUGAAAAUCCCGACUUCGUAGACCUGAUGAACAGAAUUCUGGAUAAGGAUCCCCAGAAGCGAAUCCAGAUGUCUGAGCUGCGGGAGCACCCAUGGGUGACGAAAAAGGGGACUGACCCUUUGCUGUCAAAGGAAGAAAACUGCUCAGUCAUUGUCGAGCCCCCAAACGAGCUUGAGCUGAGCCGCGCCUUUACGCGGAAAAUGAACCAUCUCCUCUGUGUUAUGAAAGCAAUCCACAAGUUCAAAGGUAUUCUCGCCAGACAGAGGCAGAACUCUAGAUCGUCAAGGGAUGGGAACUCUGCCCCCUCUACCCCGUCCGUUGAUCCAAUCCGGGAAGACGCGCGGGCGGAAGACAUUGAGGCCUUGAUUGCAAAGCGUCGCGAAUUCUUGAAGCAGCAAGGUGUUCCUGUCGCCAACGAUAAGCCGGAAUCGGAGCCGCUUAUCCUCGGUAUCGGCGUUGGUGCCCGGGACGAAUUCGACAAGGACGAGCCCUCUGCUGGUGACGUAGCCGAGUCGCCGACCAACGUCGACUUUAACAUCUACGACAAAGCCUAUGAGGCUGAGGUGGAGCGCAUCAUGAAGAAGCCGGCGCGACAAACGACCAUGUACUUGACGCGUUUCGUCAAGGACCGGGAGCAUUACAAGGAGGUAGCCAACGUCGUGGAAGGGACUUCCGCAGGCGUCACACCCGCGGGCACGCCGAAGGUCGACAGCCAUUUGACCGCAUCGAAAGGGCGGUUUGCAGAUCUGGUCUCCAGCAUGACAGGCGGUUCAAAUUCGCCGACUGGUGGGGAGGGGAGGACCUGA